Nerophis ophidion (straightnose pipefish) is the source of this 1589-nucleotide messenger RNA. RefSeq lists its product as uncharacterized. Gene Ontology annotation, molecular function: protein binding. NCBI's taxonomy places the organism in Eukaryota, Metazoa, Chordata, Actinopteri, Syngnathiformes, Syngnathidae. The record is from RefSeq and is a predicted model, not a curated record. The transcript has 10 exons.
GUUUCCAAGUGAGAAUCUUGGUUCACGCAUGCGCAUCAUGUCCCCUCCCUCAGAAAGUAUAUCCAUGUGUUUCUGAGGCUUGACUUGGUACAAUAUUUUACUUGUGGAAAUAGAAAGUGCCGUUUUUUCAAUAUGGGAGGACAAGCUAAGGGUAAAAAGAAAGGCAAACCACGGAGGAAAGAGAGCCGUACCGGCAAGGAUCCCGGAAUUGUGGCACUAUCAGCGCAGGAGAGGAUGCAAGUGAGAAUGCAUAUGAAGGCAAAGAAGAAAACUGCUGCCAAGUACUCUAUUGAGCAACUCCUAGAAAAGACAGAAGAAUGCAUGGACAGCUUUGACUUUGAGAUGGCUGGACUGUACUGUCAACGUGCCUUGGACCUGGAGUCCGCCAACCUGCAGGCUCUUGAAAUGCUGGGACACAUCUCCUCUGAGCUUGGAGACACACUGAAAGCUAAGGGGAUAUCCUUUAUCUGUUGUUGUCGCACAUCAUACCUUGUCGUAACUCGUGCUCCUUAACUAACUAACGCUUUUCUGCGUGCUGUGGAGCUGAGCCCUGAUACAGGCCACAGUAAGUACAUGUACCUGGGGCAGAGCCACACUGGCCAGGAGGCUGUAGAUUUCUACACCAAAGGAAUACAAGUCCUGCUCUCUGCACUGGACAAACAAGCACAAACCACUGCCCAGGCUGAAGCUGCAGCACCUGCCGGUGAGGACCCUGAACGCCCGACAAGGAAGGAUGCGAGCGUGGCGUACUGCUCCGUUGCAGAGAUUUACCUGACGGAUCUCUGCAUGGAGGAGGGAGCCGCUGACAAGUGCAAAGAGUUAAUUGAGAGAGCGUUACAGUAUCACCCUGACAACCCUGAAGCCCUACAGCUCAUGGCCAGCUACCUGUUCAGUACAGAGAAAAAUAAGGAAGGCAAAGAAUACUUGUUGAAGAGUGUCCGACUGUGGUUGCCCACCCACGAACGUACCGCAGCUUCCGCCAGCCUCGGAGAAGAUGUGCAGAACGAGAUCCCACCGUACGAGUCUCGUAUCGCCACGGCCAAGCUGCUCAUCGAAGCAGAGGAAUACGAGAUGGCAGUGGAAGUAUUAGAGGGUCUUCUGGAGGAGGAUGAUGAGGUUGUUCAGGUGUGGUAUCUUUCCGGCUGGGUGUGCUACCUUCAGCUCGAGAGGGCCAAGGAGCAGCAAGGAAGAGAGGGGUCAGUAGUCAGCCAAGAAGAGGAAGAGGAGAGGACGGCGCUGAAGGAAGCGGCCAGAUUGCACCUGACCAACGCUAAAAAGCUGCACGGUAAGCUGCACUGCGACGACCAGCCCGUGUUGGAGCACGUCGAGCAGCUGCUGAGCGAGUUGGGAGGAGAGAUGGAGGCCGAAGAGGGAGAUGCGGGCAUCGACGAUGACUACGAACCUGCUAGUGAUGAUGAAGAGGAGGAAGCAAAGGAGGAGACAGCCAUGGAACAUUGACCACACCCCUUUUUUUGCCUCCUGCCUGCGCUCUGUAAUGUCACAUUUUCCUUUCAAUAUGUCUACGACAUACAUUGGUUACGCCUGCUUGUAUUCUAGGGAGUCCAUUAAACUCUAACAGUUUAUCUUAA